GCCGGGCUGUGUGUGUGGCUGGGAGGUGCCGGCUCUCUCGCACUCCGGAGCCCCGGGCUCUCUGCACUGUGUGUCGGCCUCGUCCCCGGGCUCUCCCGGCUCCUCUGCCCUCUAUGGAUUAUUAGUCACCCGGACAGGAAACCUCCGGCGGCACCAUGAAGAAGCAGUUCAAUCGUAUGCGGCAGCUGGCCAACCAGACGGUGGGGAGAGCCGAGAAGACAGAAGUAUUAAGUAAUGACCUUCUAGAGAUUGAAAGAAGACUUGACAAUGUGCGCUUGGUUUGUCACAAUGCCCACAAGAAGCUCCUUGGCUGUUUCCAGGGACAGCCCGGCACUGAUCCCGAUAAGAGAUAUAAAAAGCUUCCUCUUAUGGGUGUCUCUCAGUCCAUGUUGGAAGGAUGCGCCCAGCUUAGCGAUGAAACCCUUUUAGGGAAGACAUUGUUAUCAUGUGCAGAGGCUGAGCAGCGGCUGGCCCAGGAGCUCUCCUACCAUGAGAUCCAGAUUGAGAAAGAUGUACUGGAACCCCUAAACCAGCUGACUGAGGUAGAGAUCCCCAACGUACAGAAGCAGAGAAGGCAGCUGGCCAGGCUGGUGUUAGACUGGGAUUCUGCACGAGCAAGGUAUAACCAGACCCAGAAAUCUUCCACCACCAACUUCCAGAUGCAGCCUGGUAAAAUGGACUCUCUAAAAGAAGAGAUGGACGAGGCAGCCAACAAAGUGGAACAAUGCAAGGAUCAGCUAGCAGCCGACAUGUACAAUUUUGUAUCCAAAGAGGGAGAGUAUGGUCAGUUAUUUGUCUCGUUAUUAGAGACACAAGCAGAUUACCAUAGAAAAGCACUAGCUGUCUUAGAAAAGGCACUGCCCGAAAUCCAGGCCCAGCAAGACAAGUGGACGGAGAAGCCAGCAUUCGGGACGGCUCUAGAAGAGCACCUGAAACGCAGCUCGCGGGAGAUUGCACUUCCCAUUGAAGCCUGUGUGAUGAUGCUGCUUGAGACUGGGAUGAAGGAGGAGGGAUUGUUCAGGAUUGCAGCUGGAGCAUCCAAACUGAAAAAGCUAAAAGCAGCUCUGGACUGUUCCACCUCCCAGCUGGAAGAGUUCUACUCGGACCCACACGCCGUAGCAGGUGCCUUAAAGUCUUAUCUGCGUGAGUUGCCAGAACCUCUGAUGACCUUCAGCUUGUAUGAUGAAUGGAUCGCUGCUGGGAAUGUGCCGGACCAGAACACCAAACUACAGAGCCUGUGGGUUGUGUGCCAGAAUUUACCGAAACCUAACUUUGAAAACUUCAGGUAUCUGGUGAAAUUCUUAGCCAAGCUCAGUCACUACAGCGAUGUGAACAAGAUGACUCCCAGCAAUAUAGCCAUUGUGUUGGGUCCUAACCUGCUGUGGGCAAAGCAUGAAGGAACACUGGCAGAGAUGGCAGCCGCAACUUCAGUCCAUGUGGUGACAAUCAUUGAGCCUAUUAUACAACACGCAGACUGGUUUUUCCCUGAAGAUGUGGACUUUAAUGUAUCCGGAGCUUUUGUCCCGGCCACUCCAUCUUCCCACCAUAAUAACGUGUCCAGCGGAAAUGACAUGCCGUAUGAGUUUGGUCUUUUCGAGACCAAGAAAAGGCCGUUUAGCAUGGCCAUUGCGGAGGACCUCUUGAAAAAGGACAGUGGUGGCCUCAAAGUUCUGGACUUCCAGUUCAAUGUGAGGAGGGGAGGAACUUUAAACCGAAAACACGCAUCCCCUGCCUUUCAUCCGCCACUGCCACCCAAUGAUGGUGGGACACAAUCAGAGCCAGCUGGAACCCCAAUAGAUGUUACCACUGCUAACAGUUCUGCACAGCCAGCAGUCCAUGCAGAGCCUGUGUCGGCUCAUGGACAAGAAGAGGCCAGCACAAACAAGACCAAAGAAGCUCCUACAGCGACCACACCCCCAUCUCUACGGAAUGGAUCUCUCUCAGCUGCUGCAGCCAACACAAACCAGUUAGUGGGUGUUCCUGCGCAAGGUGGCGCCAACCCAAGUCCUCACUCCUCAAGAAAAGUUACUAAGAAACCUGCCCCAGCUCCUCCAAAGCCAGUAAUUGCCGCUCCUGUACAACCUGGAAAUCAGAAUGUGCCUAUUGCAGCUAAUACCCCUCCCUCCAUCUCACCCAAACCCUCCAGCCACGGCCAUAGUCCCUCCCCGCCAAACAGUACCAGUAAUCAAAGUGGAACAGGAGCUCCUGCUUCACACUCAUAUGGCACCUUACCACGCAGGCAUUCGGGUAGCCAGCCCUUCAUACAGGCACCGAACCAUCCUCCCCCGCAGCCACCCGCACAGCCAGCACCUCAGCCUAAGCCCACAAUUCAAUCCAUGGUGUCACCAUCCACAGAGUCAACUACAGAGCAAUCCUCCAGUCCCUCACACUCCCCAACACCACCAGAUACCCCUCCUCCCAUUGCAGAGCACCCAACUGCCCACGGCAUCCUGCCGGAAGCCACUCAGACCCACCCCUUGCCCCAGCAAAACUCUGGCACCCUUCCUCGGCCGCGGCCUGUCCCCAAACCACGUAUCCGACCGAAUGUCCCCCCUCCUCCCCAGCCCCCAACAUCUAAUUUGCCUGGAGAAACACAAUCACUAUCUACUUCGAAGUUCAUCACUGAUCCAAUAUUAGCACAGCCUGUCGCUGAUUCUGUGUGCCCAGUCCCCGUCGCAGACCCUCCUCAGCUGCCGGUCGCCCUUCUCGAUACCGAGGUCGAGAGCACAGCUCUGUAAAGGAGGCGGAAUCUUCUGCGGGGGCCCCACAAAGAUG
Nanorana parkeri is the source of this 2775-nucleotide messenger RNA. It is a transcript of the gene ARHGAP17, whose product is annotated as Rho GTPase activating protein 17. The transcript has 22 exons. Gene Ontology annotation, biological process: positive regulation of GTPase activity; regulation of actin cytoskeleton organization; regulation of Rac protein signal transduction. The record is from RefSeq and is a predicted model, not a curated record. NCBI's taxonomy places the organism in Eukaryota, Metazoa, Chordata, Amphibia, Anura, Dicroglossidae. Gene Ontology annotation, cellular component: intracellular anatomical structure; cytosol; cytoplasm. Gene Ontology annotation, molecular function: GTPase activator activity; protein binding. The coding region runs from base 156 to 2738 and encodes 860 amino acids.